UUUAAAGAUCAGCCAGGCUUUAUCUCAGUGUCAACAUUCGUUUUCAAGAGGUCUAUUGUCACACCGAAUUGGCAAGUCCUUUUGUUUGUGCUGUGUCAUUGCUGAGUCGGGAAUGUCAGGUAUGAGAUAAGACCCCGGUUUCAGUGUGCUCCCAUCUGAAACAUAAGGCACUCUUUGGUUUCCGGUGUUAUGAUGACGCUUCUUUUGCACACGGUCUGGCUGAGGAGCUUGUGGUGUUGUGUGCAGAAUAGCCGCUUUGAACGCGCUUACUUUUGAGAGUGGUGCGCGUGUGGAGUCCCGGAUACCAGCAUGAUUGGCAGAUGGCCACGCUUCUGGCCAGUGAUGUCACUGGCACUGUUGUGGGCGUGUUCAAUGGAGGCAGGUUCAGACUGCAGGUCUAUCACCAUAGAGACAGAUGGUGGUGUAGCAGGACAGGUGCAACAGCGCUACCUACAGGCUCUGUUCAAUAAGUAUGGCCAGAAUGGUAGUAUCUCAUUAGAAGGCUUGCACAAUCUUUUAAAGGGGGUGGGGCUGGACCACAUCCGGAAGGUGAUGGUGCAUCACCAUGGAAACGCACACAAUCGUACACACUCACAUGCUCGCACGCAUGCACAUGUGGACAAACUUACCACACAUACACAUCAUGUUACCAGCAAGAAGGUUGAUGACGACCAUAACAUGGAGAAGAUUGACCCUGUCCCGAAAGUGCAAUCUGAUCCUGCCCCUGGGAAGAAGAGUAAAUCAGAUGCACAACACAAUCUUUACAUGAAGAUAAAUCAGGAAUUGACUACACCUUUGACCACGCCGUCAUACAUCACAAAACCACACCGGACAAAUCGUAGCGCUGACUAUGAUUUAAGGCAGGACCAAGCCUCAUUUAAUACGGCCCAGCCUAAUGUAACACACAUUAACCACACCCACCAGUCUGAGGACACACCCACCCAUUUAUACAAUGAUCAUGAUGAGCACGAACACGGCCAUCCCAGUCUAGAGUGUCAAAAUGCCUCCACAAUCCUGCAGUCACAUGGCAUGACAGAGGGAACAGGUCUCUCUGUCAAGGACUUCAGUUAUCUGUGCCCUGCCCUUCUUAUGCAAAUUGAUUCCAAGUCUUGCCUCUUGCAGGAUGAUGACCAAUCAGAUCAUCACCAUCAUCACAACCACCACCAUCAUCAUCAUCACCAUCCACACAAUCACACCAAUGACAGUCCAAGGAUAUCCUCUAUUAAAACUGCAUGGAUCGGAGGCUUUCUCGCCAUCACUUUGAUCAGUUUGCUGGCGUUGGUUGGUGUGGUGUUGAUUCCGCUCAUGAACAGAGUUUGCUUCAAUUUCCUUCUAAGCUUCCUGGUGGCCCUUGCAGUGGGCACUCUCAGUGGAGAUGCUUUCCUCCACCUCAUACCACAUUCACAGGGCCAUCACCAGCACAGCCACUCAGAGCAUCAUAACCAUGGAGAAGAAGAGGAUUCCCUUCGGCCUGUGUGGACAGGGUUGACAGUGCUGAGCGGAGUCUACGUCAUGUUCCUUAUCGAGCACUUCCUGACACUCGGCAAAAUGUAUAAAGACAAAAAACAGAAGGUGCAGAAGAGAGUGGAUCUAACAGCAGAGGUUUUGGAAUCUGAGAAAGUGCCAUCACUGGAGGAAAAUGACGUCAAAGCACUUGAAGCUGCGGAAACAAAUGGUGGCAGUGCAUGUGGGCGUGGCGUGGCAGAGGAAGAGGAAGUGAUGUUGGGGGCGGAGCUCUACACCGACCUGGACUGUGAGAACAAAUGCCACUCCCACUUCCAUGAUACUGUUGGCCAGUCAGAUGAGCAACAUCAUCAUCACCAUGACUACCAUCACAUACUGCAUCACCAUCACUCACAAAACCAUCACCCUCACACACAUUCGCAUAGACACACACAUUCCUACUCGCUACAACACUUUCAGCAGGCUGGUGUGGCCACACUCGCUUGGAUGGUCAUCAUGGGAGAUGGACUUCACAACUUCAGUGAUGGACUUGCCAUAGGCGCAGCAUUUACAGAAGGGUUGUCCAGUGGUCUUAGUACCUCAGUCGCUGUAUUCUGCCAUGAGCUUCCUCAUGAGCUGGGUGAUUUUGCAGUCUUGCUGAAGGCUGGUAUGUCGGUACGACAGGCCAUUCUGUACAAUCUACUGUCGGCCCUAAUGGGAUAUCUGGGCAUGAUCACAGGUAUUCUGAUUGGUCAUUAUGCAGAGAAUGUUGCCAUGUGGAUCUUUGCUCUCACAGCUGGAUUAUUUAUGUACGUCGCCCUAGUUGACAUGGUACCUGAGAUGUUACACAAUGAUGCAAGUGAAGCAGGCUUCAGUCAUUAUGGCUUCUUCCUCCUGCAGAAUGCUGGGAUACUCCUGGGCUUCAGCAUCAUGCUUGUCAUCGCUGUUUUUGAACACAGGAUACAACUCGACAUUGGUUUCUGACCCCAAGACUGUACAGUCAUAACUUCAGUCAUUUUUUCAAGCAUAAGGACAUCACUCCAUAUAAAUGCUGCUCUGUGAUAAGUAACCCUUAACUUCAACCACCCAUCUGUUGACAUGCCCGUCCAUCUGUUGAUAUGCCUGUGAUCUUGUGUCGUCUGAACAGGUGGAAGCAGCUCUGUAUUUACAAGCAAUUUUCAUCUUAUUUGUGGCUUGUUUGGGGAUAAACAGUAUUUAAAAGUAUUGACUGUUACAAUUUCAGUGUAAAAGAGAAACUUGUGGACAUUGUAGGUUUUUUAUGUUGAUUUUUUUACUCAAGUGUUUGUUGGUACACAGUGUUGUACAGUAGUUUCUGAGGUGGUGAAUGUGUUCAUUUUGCACAUGCUGUCCUACCAACAUUUCAGUAAAAGUGUCCCAUGAUAAACUUGGGUCUGAUUCCUGGUGUCUUUGUAUUAGUUGCUCUGACUAAUCUCUGCUUGAUUCAGUCAAUGAGAGUAUUAGCAUGCAUGUUAUUGGGUUGGGAACAGGGUCCAAAAUUUACUUUUUGCCGCCUCAGUUGAUAGUGGAUGAAAUGAGAAUGUACUGGUCAUAAAUAUGCCUUGCCAGCCAUGAAACUGUGCAUUUGUAUAAUUACUACUGCUACUUUGGGGCUUUAUUGCUGACAUGUCUGACAUUCUGUUUUAUUAAAAACAAAUAAUGUUUUUGGAUUUAUUAAACAGUUUAUUCCUUUCAUAUUUGAGACAAACAUCAUAGGUAAUUUGUCUCUCAAGAUGCUAGUCUCUCUGUGAAACCGCACCUGUCAUUGAACAAACAUCAGGAAUUUUGCUCUUAUUUUCGUUUUUGUGGAUAAAUAUUGGCAAUAUUCCACGUGUCGCCACAUUGAGUUCUGGGGUAAAAAGGGCAUCCUACAUAAACUUUUGAUGGUAAAUAUUUCACUGGGUAAAAAAGCUGACGAGAAAGCUCGCGUUUUCUUUAGCAGACAGUUUGGUUUGAACCGUGCACGUCACUUACAUCAGCAAGGGUGAGAUUACCGUUCUUACAGUUAGUUUUACACAGUUUUACUCACAUUUGGAAAGUUGGGGUUGGCAAAUGUUAAUUUUGGAUCCUGGUUGGGAAUAAUGGAUUUUUGGAUAAGAAUACCAAAGUACCUACACUGUAAAACUCGGUUCUAAAAAUAAUGAACACCGUCACUUAGAGGUGCUUUAAGUGUUUUUUUUUU
Messenger RNA from Myxocyprinus asiaticus (Chinese sucker), 3643 nucleotides. Its product is annotated as zinc transporter ZIP6-like. The coding region runs from base 310 to 2427 and encodes 705 amino acids. Gene Ontology annotation, molecular function: zinc ion transmembrane transporter activity. The transcript has 11 exons. The record is from RefSeq and is a predicted model, not a curated record. Gene Ontology annotation, biological process: zinc ion import across plasma membrane; intracellular zinc ion homeostasis. Lineage: Eukaryota; Metazoa; Chordata; Actinopteri; Cypriniformes; Catostomidae. Gene Ontology annotation, cellular component: membrane.